Messenger RNA from Cryptomeria japonica (Japanese cedar), 1454 nucleotides. RefSeq names its product probable 2-oxoglutarate-dependent dioxygenase SLC1. The coding region runs from base 143 to 1276 and encodes 377 amino acids. The transcript is spliced from 4 exons. Lineage: Eukaryota; Viridiplantae; Streptophyta; Pinopsida; Cupressales; Cupressaceae. The record is from RefSeq and is a predicted model, not a curated record.
CCUCUCCCAUGUAAAGCGCCAUUAUUGAGUUAUUUUAUUUGAUUUGCGUGAGUUUUAUGCUUAUGUACCGAGCCAAUAUUCGCUGCUCUUUUUUAGCUGCUGGGCAGCCAAUUGAGUUCUGGAUUAUUUGAGUUAUUGAGGUAUGGAAGACGACAUCAUUACGGAGGAGGUUAUAACUGAAAGCAAAUCGGAAACAAGGAAACCAGUUCCACAGGCCGAAGUGCACCUUUAUGUGAGAGGACAAGGACCCCUUCAUGUAUUGAAAUGCCCCCUUGGUGGGUGGGAUGAAGACAAGCUUGAUCUGUUACAGAUAAUGGAUGACUAUGGCCUCAAGGCUCUCUAUGCCUUCAAUCCCUCAUCAGGUCGAGGCCUACCUAUCAGGUACAAUCCUAAAAACGGCCUCUCCAUGCUGUCAUACAGAGGAAAACAAGUCUGCAUUGAUGGCGAACCUAAGGUUGUUAACCAUGGGAUCCCUGAGAUGGUUGUGGAGGAGAUGUUGAAGGUGUCAUCUGAAUAUUUUGAGGUGCCACUGGAGGAGAGGCAGAAAUUCAUGUCAACAGAUGUUAGGAAGCCAAUACGAUAUGGAACUAGUUGGAAUCAACUCAAUGAUACAUGUUUUUGUUGGCGUGAUUUUUUGAAGCAUUACUGUCAUCCACUUGAUGAAAUGGUUCAUAUGUGGCCAUCUAAUCCCCCUCAAUACAGGUGUGUAGUUGCAUGCUAUUCUGAACAAGUGAAAUUACUAGCGACAGAGCUAAUGGCAGCUAUGAUGGAGCACCUUGAAAUAAAGUCCACAAGCAUACAAAAAACAUUCAAGAAUGGAAGUCAAAUGAUGGUGCUCAAUUGUUACCCUCCUUGUCCACAACCAAAUCUCACUUUGGGCAUGUUACCACAUUCAGACUAUGGUUGCAUCACAAUACUCUUGCAGGAUGAAGUAGAAGGCCUACAAGUACAAGACGAAGGACUUUGGAAAUCCGUGCGCCCUUUACCUGGUUCUUUCUUAAUCAACAUUGGAGACCAUUUAGAGGUGUUGAGCAAUGGAAGAUUCAAGAGUGCAAUCCAUCGUGUUGUAGUGAAUUCUGAGAGGUCGCGUGUAUCAGUAGCAACAGUGCACAGCUUGCCUUUCCAUGUGAAGAUAAGUCCCUGUCCUGAGCUCAUUGAUGAGCACCACCCUAAGAUGUAUAGGGAUACAAAUUUCAAUGACUUCUUGAACUCACUCACCUGCAGUCGAUUCAAUGGCAUACGCUUUCUGGACUCUAUCAAAUUAUACACUACUUGAAGCUUAUUAUAACGCUAUCUUCCAUGUUUAAUUAUUUCUCAUAUUUUACCUCUUGCAUGAUCUUUUCCAAAUUACAUAAAACAUCGUGGGUUUAUAGAAUUCUCUCUGCCAUCUUUUUUCUCAACUGUUUUUACAGUGAUGGUAGAAAGAAUCCCACAUACAUUCUCUGUACCUUAAU